Phalaenopsis equestris is the source of this 545-nucleotide messenger RNA. RefSeq names its product ferredoxin-thioredoxin reductase catalytic chain, chloroplastic. The record is from RefSeq and is a predicted model, not a curated record. Gene Ontology annotation, molecular function: oxidoreductase activity, acting on iron-sulfur proteins as donors. NCBI's taxonomy places the organism in Eukaryota, Viridiplantae, Streptophyta, Magnoliopsida, Asparagales, Orchidaceae.
UAGAACCUUCCGAGAAGUCUGUUGAGAUUAUGAGGAAGUUCUCAGAACAAUAUGCGCGGCGCUCCGAGACAUAUUUUUGUGUUGACAAAGGAGUGACGUCUGUUGUCAUUAAGGGGCUUGCUGAUCACAAAGAAACUCUCGGUGCACCCCUCUGUCCUUGCAGGCAUUAUGAUGACAAAGCUGCAGAGGCGGCACAAGGAUUUUGGAAUUGUCCGUGCGUACCUAUGCGUGAGAGGAAGGAGUGCCACUGUAUGCUCUUUCUUACACCUGAUAAUGAUUUUGCUGGGAGGGAACAGACCAUUACAUUGGACGAGAUAAAAUUAUCAACAUCAAAUCUGUAAAUAAAGGUUUAUGGUUGACACCCCCUUUUUUUUUGUAAGUCAACAACUUUAUUAUACUUGUAAUCAUAUAGCAAAUUUUAAAAUUCCAAUUUUACAUAGUUUUCAAAGAGAAUAUUUUAAUUUUCUAUUUGUGUUACAUUGAGGACCCUAUGGUCUCGUUAGGCUGAUGAACUGAAUAAAGUCCUAGUACCUGUUAUUUGACAA